AGAUAAAACUGUGAAGAUAUUGAAAAAACUACUUAUAUGUGUUAUCCAUUUACUGUGCAGCUUUUUAGAAAUUUGAGGUUUGUUAAUUUCAGUCACUGUACAUUGCUGAGAGAAAUUCCCGAUGUAUCAUCUCUGCCAAAUCUUGAGAGUUUGGAUCUCCGAGAGUGCACCAAUCUUGUUGAGGUUCAUCAGUCUCUUGGGCGUCUUGAAAAGGUCGUACAUUUGAACUUUUUGAACUGCUGCAAUCUUAGCUGUUUCCCAAGCCGUCUGAAUUCAAGAUCUCUUGAAAAUCUGAUUAUUAGAGGUUGCAUAAAGCUUUCAAGGUUUCCAGAUAUGCUUGUACAAGUGAAACGUCUCAAAGAACUUGUGCUUUAUGAGACUGCCAUCGAAGAACUACCCUCCUCUGUCGCUAAUCUCAUCGAACUGAAAGAGUUGUAUCUAUCAGACUGCACUGACCUUAAAAACCUUCCUUGUAGCAUCUAUACACUGCAGCAACUUGAUCGUAUUUUUGUUGAUGGUUGCUCACAACUUAGCAAGUUCCCGGAAUGUUUGUGUGAAUCAAGUGAUUGCACCAAUGUCUCGCUCCCGUUAGCCCUUCCGAGCGUUAUCAACUUGAAAAUGCAAAGAUGCAGCUUAUCAGAACUUAGUUUCUUGAAAAAUCUUCAUUGCAUGUCCUCGUUGACAAUUUUAGAUCUGUCGGAGAACAAAUUUGUCAGCCUUCCUACCUGCAUGAGUCAAUUUACUAAGUUGCAGCAGCUUUAUUUGACGCACUGCAAGCAGCUUCGAGAGAUUCUAGCUCUCCCGCCAAACAUAACAUUUUUACAUGCAAAAGGUUGUGAAUCGCUGGAAACAUGUGCGGACUUAUCAGACGUGUUACUAUAUAAUCCAGAUGAAUCACCUUGGCUCAGACGAAUUGACUUCUCUAGCUGUCAGAAGCUGAUUCAGGAUCAAUGCUCCAGCAAUUGCAAUAUGCUUUCAAUUGAGGGAUUGCUUGGAGAGACUCGGGUUGACAUUUUUUAUCCAGGAAGCAAGAUCCCAAAGUGGUUCGCCCAUCAAAGCACGAGAGGACUCAUAAGGUUUCCUGUAUUUUCAUAAUCAUACCGUGACAUAGCAGGCUUGGCCUUUUGUGCUAUUGUCGGUUCAGCUAAUCGGAAGGAAGCCAGUAUUUCAUGCGAGAUCCAGUUGUUUGUCAACAAGCAAGAAACUUAUGGUUGUGUAGAUUGUUUUUCCUCGUUGGAGUCUGACCAUAUAUGGCUUUUAUACGUUCCCCGGCAAACGAUGUGGGGAUUGGAAGCAAAAUCGCCGAGUCAUUGCAGUCAAUUUACUGUACUGUUCCAGGCAUCGGAGGGGACUCUAAGAAGCUGUGGGGCGCAUUUGGUGUACAAACAUGGUAAGCAACCAAAUGACACGGAAAUUUACGAAAGUGUCGAUCCUCUGAAUUCGAACAUGAACCUUAUGAGUUCCCGUGCUCAAAGCUGCUAAAGGAAGGGAAGAUUUUCAGACUCCUAAUGCAGUACACUAUGAUUCAAAAUUAGCUUUCUUGUGAUUUAGGUAGGGGGUUAUGUUAAUACUCUUUCUAGGGGCUCUGAUUGUAAACUGGCUGUAGUGUUUUUCUUGACCCUCAGAUUAUGUAAUCAAUCUUCCAUCUUUCCCUCACUAAGAAAGUUCAGGGAUGUUCCUGUCUAGUCAAUAUUCCUAAAAUUUAUUGUCGACCCGUAUCAAGACCAAGCCCAAGAAAGAGAACCCCAAGAAAGAAGAAGUGCUUUGAACAAAGAACUAGAAUUUCCAAAUCGGCCCAAUCUUGUUGGCAACUUUCAUUGGAAGUGGGAAG
Messenger RNA from Syzygium oleosum, 1831 nucleotides. RefSeq names its product disease resistance-like protein DSC1. Gene Ontology annotation, molecular function: protein binding. NCBI's taxonomy places the organism in Eukaryota, Viridiplantae, Streptophyta, Magnoliopsida, Myrtales, Myrtaceae. The transcript is spliced from 2 exons. The record is from RefSeq and is a predicted model, not a curated record. The coding region runs from base 37 to 1095 and encodes 352 amino acids.